Molecule: messenger RNA, 1164 nt
Organism: Cylicocyclus nassatus
Lineage: Eukaryota; Metazoa; Nematoda; Chromadorea; Rhabditida; Strongylidae
Source: the annotation of a GenBank genome assembly
AUGAAUGCGUGUCAAGGCCUACGAGUGCGUGCCAAGGCCUACGAGUGCGUGUCAAGGCCUACAAAUGCGUGUCAAGGCCUACGAAUGAGAGUCGAGGCCUAUGAAUGCGUGUCAAGGCCUACGAAUGCGUGUCAAGGCCCACGAAUGAGUAUCAAGGCCUACGAGUGCGUGUCAAGGUCUACGAGCCUACGAGUGCGUGCCAAGGCCUACGAGUGCGUGUCAAGGCCUACGAAUGCGUGUCAAGGCCUACGAAUGAGAGUCGAGGCCUAUGAAUGCGUGUCAAGGCCUACGAAUGCGUGUCAAGGCCCACGAAUGAGUAUCAAGGCCUACGAGUGCGUGUCAAGGUCUACGAGUGAGUGUCAAGGCCUACGAGCCCACGAGUGCGUGUCAAGGCCCACGAGUGCGUGUCAAGGCCUAGGCCUACGAGUGCGUGUCAAGGCCUACGAGCCUAUGAAUGCGUGUCAAGGCCCACGAGUGCGUGUCAAGGCCUACGAGUGCGUGUCAAGGCCCUCGAAUGAGUGUCAAGGGCCUACGAGUGCGUGUCAAGGCCUACGAGUGCGUGUCAAGGCCUACGAGUGGCGUGUCAAGGCCUACGAGCCCACGAGUGCGUGUCAAGGCCUACGAGUGCGUGUCAAGGCCUAUGAAUGCGUGUCAAGGCCUACGAGUGCGUGUCAAGGCCUACGAGUGCGUGUCAAGGCCUACGAGUGCGUGUCAAGGCCUACGAGUGCGUGUCAAGGCCUACGAAUGCCUGUCAAGGCCUACGAGUGCGUGUCAAGGCCUACGAAUGAGUGUCAAGGCCUACGAGUGCGUGUCAAGGCCUACGAGUGCGUGUCAAGGCCUACGAAUGAGAGUCAAGGCCUACGAAUGAGAGUCAAGGCCUAUGAAUGCGUGUCAAGGCCUACGAAUGCGUGUCAAGGCCCACGAAUGAGUGUCAAGGCCUAUGAAUGCGUGUCAAGGCCUACGAGCCUACGAGUGCGUGUCAAGGCCUACGAGUGCGUGUCAAGGCCUACGAAUGAGUGUCAAGGACUACGAAUGAGUGUCAAGGCCUACGAGUGCGUGUCAAGGCCUACGAGCCUACGAGUGCGUGUCAAGGCCUACGAGUGCGUGUCAAGGCCUACGAAUGCGUGUCAAGGCCUACGAGUGCGUGUCAAGGCCUACGAAUGA